AUGGCACAGCAUCACCUCGAGACGAGGCAAGGCUACUGGGUGCAGGACGUGAUGUCGAUUCCGAAGGAGAGGCUGCAGCAGGUGGCGCAGAUAUCUGCGCGGAUAUUCGACCAGUGCUACAACCCAUCUGGCGCUAGAAUAGGUACCAAGAUACUGACGAAGCGGCUUAGAGGCCCUGCUAUGGUGCAGUACUACGGGAACCCCGACCUGCUCCGGUUCAGACAGCUCAAGUCGCUGUACCCAGGGUUCAAGUUUACCGACCCCGAGGAGCAGUACCGGCUGCAGAUGGUGGACUCGCGCAAGCGCAGAGGCAAGGGUGCGCCCACCAAGAAGAAGGAGGCAUCUACGGACACCAAGAAGAAGCGGAAAUAG
Molecule: messenger RNA, 372 nt
Organism: Eremothecium gossypii ATCC 10895
Lineage: Eukaryota; Fungi; Ascomycota; Saccharomycetes; Saccharomycetales; Saccharomycetaceae
Gene: RSM27
Product: mitochondrial 37S ribosomal protein mS33
Exons: 1
Coding region: 1-372 (123 amino acids)
Cellular component (GO): mitochondrion
Source: RefSeq, marked provisional